This is a messenger RNA of Hyaloscypha bicolor E, 2310 nucleotides long. RefSeq lists its product as uncharacterized. The coding region runs from base 1 to 2310 and encodes 769 amino acids. The record is from RefSeq and is a predicted model, not a curated record. The transcript is spliced from 3 exons. NCBI's taxonomy places the organism in Eukaryota, Fungi, Ascomycota, Leotiomycetes, Helotiales, Hyaloscyphaceae.
AUGGAGAACGGAGACGCAAAUAUUGUUAGGUUGGCGGCUCGCGCUCCACAGAUCGUGGGAAGAAUGGACACAAUAAUGAACAUUGCUGUUCCAGACCGCGUUAUAGAGGCGCGAGCGGCGACCACAACUUCAUCCUCUACGGAUUCGACAAGCAGUUGCGGCUCCAGCGCCUGCGAGCAACCCGUCAGCUCGUCGACUUUUACCCUGCCCAUUGUCCUCGGUGUUGCCAUCCCUGUUAUCGGCGCCGCCAUCCUGUUCUUCAUCCUACAGCGUCGACAUGUACGCAAGCAAAGAGAGGAGGAUGCAAAUGAUCGCCAUGCAUCUAUGGACUUUGGCUUGGGAGAUGUGCCACAACCUGGCAGACAGAAGAGAGCGCCAUCUGCACUAGGGAAUGAGAAGGAGUACGGAGAGAGGCCUGGUAUGAGCCGGCGUCAGGUGUCUAUGGAUAUGGCCAUGAACAGUCCAUAUCUUCUCCCACCGGAGCUUCACAACUCGCGCGAGUCUAUCCAUUCUCUAUCGAGAUCGUUGGCACAACAUGAAGAUCCGUACCAUCCAGUUACUCAGUAUUACCCAGGAGACGGCGCAUCUAUCCGGUCACAAUCAAAACAAGGUUCCUCCAUUUAUACUGGCUCGAGCCAUGCGCCCUCGAGAAUGCAAGACAUGAGCACAUCAGACCUUGUCGGCAAUGCUGGAAGCAUGGCACGCAGCAGCCCACCAGCAGUCUUUGUUCCUCCACGUCGUCAGAACUCGUUGCCGCCAAAAACCAUGAGCCCUGUCGAAUCUCUCUCUGACCCGGUACCGCCGUAUCCCGCCGAACCACCCAAAGCAUAUAUGCCCGAUGUCCUCCCUUUGCCAGCUCUGCCAAGAAAGGGCUUGCCAAACUCACCACGUCCGGGGCAGAGUCCAACGAAUCUUGCCCCAACCUUACCAAACAUGGAUGAGAACCGCGAGUCAACUGGCGAUAUGUCAGCCAUCAGAAAUAGCAACAACUAUUUGGGAAGCUUUAUCAACUCAGGCGCGCCUUCGCUAACUCCUCCGUCUCCACGCAAAGAUCGUGAGCUCCCAACACUCCCAGCAGCAGAGCAGGAACCAACUCUCCCUACGCUCCCAGCAGUUGAGCAGCAACCAAUCAAGCGCAAAUCGCCGCCCCCAAGCAUGAAUAGCUUGCCUUCAAACCCUCGACCGGUACGAAAGGAAUCAGUCCCUACAGUUCAACCUCAGACUUUUAUGGAUGAUGAGAGCGAUUAUGGCGAUGGUGUCAGAAUUACCCCCCCAUCGCCCGGGCGUGAAAAUGCAGAGCAAAUUCGGGGGCAACGUUAUUCUAUGGAUGUUCCGCCCGAGGAGUUCGCACAAGCUGGAUUGGGUGCUCCUGGAUUCGACCCGAAGCGACUUUCAAUGGGAUUCCGCCCGCUGCCACCUAACAACCUGAUGGAGACUGAUGAUCCUGAGAUCAGAGCCAAUCGAAUUCGGUCAUUCUACAAAGAAUACUUUGACGAGAACAAACCAGCUCCGGCAGGACAGUAUUAUGAAGAUUAUGACGAGAACUACAACGGAUAUGAAGAGACCUCAUAUCAUGAUCCGGACUCUAAUCAGUUUGUCAUGCCAUUUGCUGAACCCGUUACCCGUCGUGCUAUGACGCCUCCUCCACGUGCUCCAAGAUUUCAAGGACCUUCUCGACCUAGACAAGGUUCAAUGGGCGCGAUGAGCACUGGCGGAAUGCGUGGCCCUCAAAUGUAUCCUCCAGGGCCAUAUCCCCAAGGUCCAAGAGCAUACUCUUCUGCAUCUGGACGUAUGGGACCGGGAGCAUACAACAACGGCCCAAAACGCCCAAUGCCUCCUCCAGCUGCACUCAGUAGCUUGCCAACCCCAUCCAAACUGAGAGACGACUCUUUUGCUCUGAUGGGAGCUAUCGACUUUGCACCACCGCAGUCCUAUAGAGAUAGGGCAGCUGGUCGGUCGGAGAGCCCGUUGGGCGAGAGACGCCCGUAUUCACCAGCAGUACCUUCAUUUGCUCCAAUUGCCAGUGCAUUUGAAGAACUUGCACCAAUUCCUAGCCCACACUUGCUCCGGAAGUCUGGAACGUUCACUUCGCUCGACUUCGCACCUCCCAAGAAAUUCAGGGAUCCCGAUAGCAUGAGCGACGCCGGUAGCAUUCGAAGCAACCAAAGUGGAAUUUCCACGAGGCAAUUAGGGGCUAUCCGUAACGGAGCAUACCGUGUCAGCCGAAUCCCAGGGGACGUAGUCUUCACAAGAGACGAUCUAGCAACGCAGCUCAAGCCUCAAUGGGGCAUGCGCCCCCACAACAGCUAG